Molecule: messenger RNA, 3760 nt
Organism: Sus scrofa (pig)
Lineage: Eukaryota; Metazoa; Chordata; Mammalia; Artiodactyla; Suidae
Gene: PLAC1
Product: placenta enriched 1
Source: RefSeq, a predicted model, not a curated record
CCAUGGGAGUGGCCCUAGAAAAGGCAAAAAGACCAAAAAUAAAUAAAUAAAUAAAUUCAGGUUAGACAUUUUGGGCAGAAAUAAGCACAGAGGUUCUUUCUGUGUUGUGUUCUUAAUAUAUCUUUGCAGGAGGCGUGUGGUGCCACUUUGUCCUCUUACAGAUGAGCCUUGAUCCUUUGGUUAAGGAGGAGAACGCUGUGUUUCUCCACUGCGCCGUUAGGGCUUUCCCCUUGCAAUUCACAAAGUACUUUUUUUGUGGAGGUACUUUGAGACUAUAUCAAUAUCCUGGGUUCGGUUUGGUUUUGUUUUGUUUGGCCGCCCCGUGGCAUAUGGAGUUCGUGGGCCAGGGGUCAGAUCUGAGCUGCAGUUGCAACCUACACCACAGCCUCAGUGACGUCAGCUCCUUAACCCACUGUGCUGGGCCAGGGAUAGAAUCUGCAUCCUGGUGCUGUGGAGAUGCUGCUGAUGAAGUUGCAUCACAGUGGGAACUCCAUAUCAGUAUUCUGUUCUCUCAUCUGAUUCCCACCACUAGUUUAGUGUCCGUUGAUCUUUCGUGCCUUCUGGUGUUAUGGUGACUACCCAGUGGCGACUCUCUAAUUCCACUGUUCCUUCUACACUUAUUAGUUGGCAAAAUCUACCGUAAAGAACUUUCCCUUCACCACCAUUUAUUCGGUCAUUGGACUUAUGGACUCUUAUUUCAGUCAGUGGGUUUUUAUUCAUAGCCAUACUUUAUGUUGAUAGUACAUCUCAGAUUUGGACAGUGAGAGCCCCUCCAAGCUGGCUGCUGUGUCCUUUUGGCAAAUCCCUAUCAUUAUUUGAGCAGUAUUUUACUUUCUGGAAUAAGAUGUCUCAGAUCCAUACUUCCUUGUCCCAGUCCUGAGAUCAGCAAUUUCUUUAAGGAGCCUUGUUUCCUUUUAAGAAAGAAUGGUAUUUGGUACAAUUACCAAAGUAAAGACACUAGGUGCAGUCAUCACUAGGUGGGCAUUAUGGUUUAAAGGCUUUCUCAACACAAAGAAAGUACAUGUAAAUGUGUAUUUGUAUAUAUACACACAUGUAUAUCUAAUCAUCUAGUAAAGACCAUGACUUUGGAGUUCCUGCUGUGGCGCAACGGGAUUGGCAGUGUCUCUGCAGCGCCGGGACAUAGAUCCACCUCUGACUCGGCGCAGGGGGUUAAAGGAUCUGGCAUUGCGGCGUUAUAAGUUGCAACUGCAGCUCAGAUCCAACCCCUGGCCCGGGCAGCCAAAAAAGAAAAGAAAAAAAGAAAGAUCAUGAGUUCAAACUAGAAUUCCAGUUCAGUGUUCAAUCCAGCGUCCACCCUAUGCCUCUUUGAAACUGUUCUCUGAUAGCGAGAGACCUAUUUCCCCUUUUCUUUGAUAACAUUGCUCCUUUCUCCCGGACAUAACCAGUUUCUGACCCAGCCACCCUCAUGCCCCCCUCAGCCCCGCCAGCCCUGGCUGCCUCUAUGGGAGGCGGGGGGAAAGGGAAGAGGAUUCUAACACUCAGGUUUUCGAUAUCCCUUCCUCACACCCACGCCAACCAUCACCUCCCAAGCUCCUCUCCCUCUGUUUCCCUGUUCACAGCUCAGAGAUUUCUUACAGUCAUCAAUUUAACAAGCAUUUAUUGAGCCUGGGCCGGGAACUGUGAAUGCAGAUUAAGUCAGUGCCUUCACGAUCACCAGCCCUUGUGGAAUAAACAGAAGCCCGCUGACCAUUAGAGGCACCGAAUCAAGUGCGGAGCGGAGCCCAAAGAGAGAGACCCACCAGCGCCUGGGCUGUGCUUUUGGACUGUUUCCCAGAAGAGGUAACACUGAGGCUAAAGCGCAGAACAAACUUGGGGUGGAGGUAGGAGAGGGAAAGAGGAUCCGGCAGGAAGAGACCAAGGCACCGGCGCAGUGAUGCCAGUACUUUGCUCAUAUGAGAAAUAAGGCUGCAGAGAGAAACAGGCACAUCUGGGCUUUUAGCAUCUGGGGAGCCUUUAGCUUAUGUAGAUGGGAGCUGUGGGUAUAGAUGAAAAAAAGGAGCUUUAUGGAGAAGAGAGUUAAGGACAAAAUCCUGACAAGCCUCAGCAUUUAAGAGGCAGGUUGAAGGCGCGGCGGGCUUGGCAAGAGGGGUAGGAGCAAAGCAGAGAGACCAGCUAAGCUAUCAGCAAAGCUAAGGAGGUGUCGUCGCCAGGGUCACGUAAGGCGAAGGUUGAAAACUUCUCAUUGGAUCUGGUCAUUAGGCGGUCCCCUAGAGACUUCUGUUAGUGUGCUUUUUGGUGAGGUGGAAGGGACAAAAGUCAGACUGCAGUGGCUUGAAUAAACGGGGGGGGGGGGUGUUUAGGAAAUGGAUGCAAAUAGGACAGUCUGUGCCGGAUCUUCUCACUUCCUCCUUGCCCUCUUUCCCACCUCGUGCUCCGUUCGAAUUGUGCCUGUUUUCUCCUCUGUCUCCCCAGCGCUGUAUCUAAAAUGUAAUAGUCACUCAAUAAAAUGUUAUCGAACCACAGCCCCACACUAACCCACAGAGGGAGCUGCAAGAAAAUCACUGCCACCUGUAGAGGGCGCUGCAAGAAAGUCGCAGGGGGAGAGGGUUAGCCUAUAGAAAGACGGAGAAGGAACCCCGGGGCGGUGUUAAGCACACGCUCUGACCUCUAGGAGGAGCAUCAAGCUUCUGUCUUCCAGGCAUUCCUGGGGAAAACGUGCCUGAGGAAUCUUCGUCCAGGACUGCUCCCUCUAGAAACCUCCACCAGACAGCCUCCUGCGUCCUGAGCGUCAGCGCCUGACCUGCUGCAGAGAUGAGAGCUUCCGAGUGGAUGCGGGGGCUGGUGGUCCUCGCCUCUCUGUUUUCGGCCUGUUCCGGACAGAACCCAAUGACCGUGCUGUGCUCCAUAGACUGGCUCAUGGUCACGGUUCACCCCUUCCUGCUGAACAAUGACGUGUAUGUGCACUUUCACGAGUUGCACUUGGGCCUGGGUUGCCCUCCCAACCACAUCCAGCCCCACGCCUACCGGUUCACCUACCGCGUGACGGAAUGUGGCAUCCGGGCCAAGGCCGUCUCGCAGGACAUGGUUCUCUACAGCACCGAGAUGUACUACGCGUCCAAGGGCACCUCGUCCAAGUACGUGAUCCCGGUGUCCUGCACCGCCCCGCAGCGCUCCCCGUGGCUCACCAGGCCCUGCUCCAGGAAAGCGGCCGGCGAGGGAGCGCCCGCGGCCGCGGCGGGGGAGCCCUGCUACGACGUGUUCACCUUGUCUCAGGCCGGCCGAAGGCCCACCUGCCACUGUCCGCCCUAUGUCUUCAGCGCAGGCGGGCGUACUUAGCCCUGCGGGCCCAGGCGGGGGCUCGGGAGGGCCACCUGUGCAGUAGUCUUCCUUCCUUUAUACUUCUGACGAUGAAUCUCUUCUCUCGGGUGAUCUGGCUGAGUCCAGGGAUCCCCGGGCUUGGGGGGCUCCUGUACUUGCCCUUUCUGAAAUUGGUAUAUACUAGGGACUAAUCCGUGCUCUUGUGGCCCUCUUAUGGGUAGCCUGUGCUAAUCUCAUGAAUAAAGCUUUUGGAUAUUUUGUGUAUCUUUCCUAAGAGAGAAAAUAAAUUUCUGAUGGCAUGAAAAUACCCGCUGGGCAUUUUCAUUUCAUAAACACAUGCAGGGCUGUGACUACGGGCCAGGUGUCAUUCGAAGUGCCUUACACGUAUUACCGCCUGGUCCCUUCUCUCUGGGAUGACCUCUCUCUCCCUUAAGGUCCCCGGGCCCAAUCCCGCUCUCUGCCUACUCCCGUCCCUUAGACG